GCAGAGAAGAGGAAGGAUCACUCUCUAAAAAAGAAACCCUAAUAGAAGAACCAGUCAUGGGAGAUCAGAGUCAGAAUCUUGCAGAAGCUAUGAAGUUGCUUGCCGCGCAGAUGGCACAGAUGGGAGCCUUGCUUCAGGCCCAACAGGACGCUACCAAAGGUCGGCUGGUUGAGACGAAUCAGCGGCUGGAUACCCUAAUCACUAGGUUGGAGAUGCAACCGAUGGGUAAUCCACUACCACCAGAGAAUCCAGCAGUUGUCGUAACUCAGACUGGAGCUUUGAACGGAGAGGGUCCAAGAGCAAAUCAAGUGUAUCAAGACUUUUCUGAGACCCCAGAUUGGCAGGUGCAGAGGCGCCAAUACACGGAGCAACAUCGUCAGGUAAUUCCGCAUAAUAGACCUCCAUUUUAUGGCUAUGAUAAUGAUGAUUAUGAGUAUGGAAGAAGACCACCGGAAGCAGGAGGUUAUGGCAUUGAACCAAUUCGAGGGAUUAAGCUCUCAAUCCCAUCGUUUCAAGGCACUAAUAAUGCAUCAGCUUACCUCGACUGGGAGAGGACGAUGAUUAUGUUUUUCCAGCUGAGGUCCGAGAAGAUCAACAACAAUUGGCAAUGAGUUGGGCCAUGGAGAAAGGAUGUGAUCCUCCAGAGCGAUCCAAAACUCCUCAUUGGAGUCACCAUAAUUGGAGUCCAAGAAGAAGGGCCCAACUCAGCCGAAGGAAGAAAGGAAUUACUUGAGAACUAAGUCAUUGCCUUUGGGCGGAUUCUUGGAAGAUCCUUGCUUCAUUUCCUUUCCCUUUUAGGCGGAUUCUUGCUUUAUUUCCUUUCCCUUUUGGGUAGAUUAUUAAUUUAUUUUCUUUCCCUUUUGGUAUUUGAAUUCCUUAAUUGAUAGGCGAGGACUUUUAGCUUUAAUUAAGGGUAGAUACAUUA
Molecule: messenger RNA, 925 nt
Organism: Linum trigynum
Lineage: Eukaryota; Viridiplantae; Streptophyta; Magnoliopsida; Malpighiales; Linaceae
Source: the annotation of a GenBank genome assembly